AUGUCGACUAGCACUUUCGCACUGCCGGGCCCACCCCCUACCAAGCUAGGCGUCCACCGCAUCCUCUCCCGGACGGCUGGUAUCCGUGUCUCGCCUCUGGCCCUCGGCGCCAUGUCCAUCGGGCAGGCGUGGGCCUCGGCUAUGGGCUCCAUGGACAAGGAUGCGUCCUUCGAGCUUCUCGACGCCUUUGUGGAGGCCGGCGGCAACUUCAUCGACACGGCCAACAAUUACCAGGACGAGGAGUCCGAGAUCUGGAUCGGCGAGUGGAUGGCGGCGCGCCAGAACCGGGACCGGCUGGUGUUGGCGACAAAGUUCACGUCCGAGUACCGUGGCCACGCAGACGGCAAGGGCAAGACGCCAAACCACUCGGGCAACCACCGCCGGAGCAUUCACAUGAGCGUGCGUGACUCACUGAGAAAACUGCAGACCGAAUACAUCGACAUUCUCUACCUCCAUUGGUGGGACUACACCACAUCCAUCAAGGAGAUCAUGGACACUCUGCACAUGCUCGUCGAGCAGGGUAAAGUUCUCUAUCUUGGCGUCUCCGACUGCCCGGCCUGGGUCGUCAGUGCGGCCAACCAGUACGCCGUCGACCACGGCAAGACCCCCUUCUGCAUCUACCAAGGCCGCUGGAGCCUGAUGAUUCGGAACAUGGAGCGCGAGAUCGUCCCCAUGGCUCGCCUGUUUGGCAUGGCCCUCGCUCCGUGGGACGUUCUCGGUGGAGGCCGAUUUCAGUCCAAGAAGGCCAUCGAGGAGCGGAAGGCCAGGGGCGAAGGCAUUCGCACUCUGUUGGCGGCGCCGACGCAGACGCCCGCCGAGGAGAAGAUCAGCGAGGCGCUCUGCAAAGUGGCUGCUGAGCACGGCGUCGAGUCACCGACCGUCAUCGCGUUGGCCUACAUCAUGAGCAAGGCCUCCAACGUUCUCCCCAUUGUCGGUGGCCGGAAGGUGGAGCAUUUGCACGAGAACAUCAAGGCACUGAGCAUUCGGCUCACCGACGAGCAGAUUUCCUUCCUCGAGAGUGUCCAGCCAUUUGAUCUGGGAUUCCCAACCAACUUCCUCGGGGAUGAUCCUAACGUCACGGGGAAGAAUACCUCUAGGAUCGCCCGUGCCGGGGCCGUCACGUUUCCCAACGCGCACAAAUGA
This is a messenger RNA of Microdochium trichocladiopsis, 1143 nucleotides long. RefSeq names its product aryl-alcohol dehydrogenase. Lineage: Eukaryota; Fungi; Ascomycota; Sordariomycetes; Xylariales; Microdochiaceae. The record is from RefSeq and is a predicted model, not a curated record. The coding region runs from base 1 to 1143 and encodes 380 amino acids. The transcript has a single exon.